AUGCCGUGGCGUGUCAGCGACCGAGGACGUUGGUCCCGGGCUGGCGGGGCAGCGGCGCCCAUUCCAGGACUGGCUCAAGAGCGGUUGGCGCCGCUGGCGGCGUUGGUAUGCGACCGGGCGGUGUUUGCGGCUCGGUUGGCGCCGGACGCGGACUGGGACUUUAGUGCGACGUCGCGGCUAUUCCGGUACGCGCAGGUGAUGGGUUGUAACUGGCCUGCGUUGUGCGAUAUAUUGAACUCGCCCGAGGAAGGCGACCGCCCACGGUACGUAUUGCCCGAAGACUCUGACCAAGAAGGCAUUCCCAAGACCGGCGGUUGGGUACUCCACGGUCGGCAGGGCAUCGGUUCCGAAGAAGGAAUCGGUGAGAGACUUGGUGCCGAGGAGAGACUGGGUGCAGAAAGGGAUUUAGGCCCAGAGGGGGGGUUUGGGCCGUCACAGAGCGGCCCACAGGGACAGGGGGCGCUGGCGGCUGGGCUUAGCGGAGGUGGUAGAGGGUCUCUGCUUAGUUCUCAGAACGGAAAUGCGUCUCAGCCGCAGUUCACCAUUUACCAAGUGAAGAGUCGGUUGUUUGCUGUAUUGCGGGAACUAACAGGUGAGAAGACGCGGUAUAAGUACGACGCGAAGGCGGACGAGCAGCGACGGCUGAUUCUGCUAGAUCGGUACAACGUAGACAGUGCGGCGGCGGCGAACGAGCAGCGGCUUCGUGAGGCGCUAAGUGCAUUGCAGCAAAUGUCGAAGGAGCUCAAGGCGGAGCCGAAGGCCACGAAAACAGCAUUGCCGACGUCGGGAGAGAAGUCGGCACUGGUUGCCGAGACGGAGACAGGGCAGUUCGUGGUCAACGACGCCGGGCUUGUGCUUACGCUCAUGGAACUGGCACCGCCGUUGGCCCUCAUGGAGCACAUUGUUAACCCCGGUGGCACAAGCAAGGGCGUCGUACUUUGCUCACACCUCGUCAAAACCGCCGAAGACGCCGUCCUACAUGCACUCAAGAAACAGUCUUCAGCCGGAAAGGAGUAUCAUGAAUCAAUUUAUAGAGCACUCAAACGAGCCCGAGACGACCCCGAUAUUGAUUCUGGACUCCGUACCGUUGAUGGAGAACUCCUCAGACCCACUCUCUACUUCCAACGAGACAAAUUCACACCCUACAUCUUCUCCCUCCACUGCCUCAAAUCCUACGCGUAA
Messenger RNA from Gregarina niphandrodes, 1182 nucleotides. RefSeq lists its product as hypothetical. NCBI's taxonomy places the organism in Eukaryota, Apicomplexa, Conoidasida, Eugregarinorida, Gregarinidae. The transcript is spliced from 2 exons. The coding region runs from base 1 to 1182 and encodes 393 amino acids. The record is from RefSeq and is a predicted model, not a curated record.